CUCUCGCUCUCUCUCUCUCUCGCUCUCUCUCGCUCACUCUAUAAGGUGACCUGCCUCUCUGGAAAUGCUCUGACAAGGCAUCUGCAUCUGCAUUUGAGUCUUGCUAUAGUUUUAGUUUAGUAACUAAUCUUAUUGAUGCACUGGAUAACUGGACUAUCUUUGGAGCAUUUGCUCUGAGGUCUUUGGAGUCAUUUAGAAUAAAAGUGGAUAAACCUGCUUUUGCACUGGGGAUUUUUACUUGUUUUUUUUUUUGGUUUUUUCCAUUGGGAUUCAUCUUUUGAAGAGCAUGGAAAUGUGUUCUGGAAGGAAUCGGAGGAGUCUUGCUGCUGUUUGCACCAUGUUGAUGUUUGUCGUAUGUUCAGCUGAAGGAGAGGCGUCCAGAGGCUGUUCCCGGCCCUGCUCCUGCCCCCCGUCUCCACCCUCCUGUCCGCUCGGAGUGAGCUGGGUGCCGGACGAGUGCGGCUGCUGUAAGGUGUGCGCCCAGCAGUUCAACCAGGACUGUGGCCCCGACCGACCCUGUGACCACAUCAAGGGCCUGCGCUGCCACCUAGGGGCCGGAGGGGACCCUCGACGGGGGCUCUGCAGAGCUGAGGCUCAGGGCCGUCCGUGUGAGUUUGCCGGUCGAGUGUAUCAGCACGGGGAGGAUUUCCAGCCCGGCUGUCAGCACCAGUGCAGCUGUAUGGAUGGCGUGGUGGGCUGUAUGCCCCUGUGUCCACACAACAUCCCCCUGCCCCGCAGACACUGCUCCAACCCGCGUCUGGAGACGCCGCCGGGGCGCUGCUGUGAGGAGUGGAUGUGUGACGAUGACAACAGCAUCGGGGAAGACCCAGCCGACCCCCGUCCCGAUCACAGCCCGUCCAACCACAUCAGCAAGCUCAUACAGGGCCCUAACAGUGUCCUCACCCGCAGGGGAUCCUCUCAAGAGUGGACGUCUCUGCCGGUGUCUCGGGUUCCCUUCCCAUCAUCCAAAUGUUUCCCACAGACCACGGACUGGUCCGAUUGCUCUGCUUCCUGCGGGUUCGGCGUCUCGAGUCGUGUGACCAACAACAAUGGCCAGUGCAAGCUUGUUCGAGAGACUCGGCUUUGCCAGAUCCGAGAGUGUGACAUCGCUCCAGCUAUGAAGAAAGGAAAGACGUGCAGGAAAGCGGUGAGGUCUCGGGAACCGGAGCGGAUCACGUUCGCCGGCUGCUCCACGGCCCGCCGCUACCGGCCCCGCAGCUGCGGCUCGUGCGUGGACGGCAGGUGCUGUCGGCCCUCCUCGUCCCGCACGGUGCGCCUGCGCUUCCUCUGCCCCGACGGAGAGAGCAUCGCGCGCAACUUCAUGUGGAUCCAGCGCUGCCGCUGCAGCAGGAGCUUCUGUGGGGCUCAGAGAGAGAGAUCCUCGCCCGCCGUCAGCCUUCACAACGACAUACACACCUUCCCUCGCUGAACACACACACACACACACUACACGGCUAAACGCUUCUCACUCUCAGAGGACGUUCCUGAACUGUAGAAUAGUAAACUGUACUAGACUGUAUAUAGUUUUUGCACUUUAUGCGUUCCUCCUUUUCUUUGAGCUGGACUUUUCUCAUGAAAACAGGCCCAGGUCACUCUUCUUGAGGAUCCGUCAAAAGGCAUUGUUAGCUGUCUUUCUGCUUUUAUUUAUUCCGUUAUUUUUAAACCCCAAGUGUUUCUUGUAUCUUGAAGGACAAGCGGUUUAUUUCAGAUGAAUGACUUCCCGUCACUCGAUGGGUAAGAGAAUGCACUAGUGAUGAGGGCGGUGAGAUAUUACCUGGUUAAGGGAGAAAAUCAAGACUUUUUGAAAAAAAAAAAAAAAUAAAUAAAAAAAUUGUCUGGUAAAGUAAAAAUUGUUGUGUUGUUUUCAGAAAAACCAAGUUAAAUUUGAGUGAGCUUUUGCAUCAAACAAUGAUCUGCCAACGAGGGAAGCUGAAUAAUCUUGCAUUUGAAGUAAGAUUAUUUUGCUUACCCCAUUCAUUUUGACUUGUUUUGAAAUUUUUUCUUGAUUUAAGACAAAAAUUGCAGUGUACUCGAAUUUUAAGGUGCACAGAUGUCUUUCGCAAUUUUCAUGAGUUAACGUGUGGAGCGAAGCAGGACAGAGAUGAGUGUGAGCGGACGGCGUUGUCUUUUGUACAGUGUACAGGCUUCACUAUAGGUGGAGUGACUCUUUGAGACUGCUUCAUUUUUCGGGGCAUGCUUUAAAUUCUAGACGCUCUCUUGUAUAGGAGUAAACGACUAUUUGUAUAGUUAAGAUAUUGAAUAUAAAUGACUUUGCUGGUCCGUUUGUGUUACAAAAAAUAAAACAUUUUCAAAAG
Puntigrus tetrazona (Sumatra barb) is the source of this 2315-nucleotide messenger RNA. It is a transcript of the gene ccn1l2, whose product is annotated as cellular communication network factor 1, like 2. Gene Ontology annotation, biological process: signal transduction. Bases 287 to 1429 code for a protein of 380 amino acids. Gene Ontology annotation, molecular function: protein binding. The record is from RefSeq and is a predicted model, not a curated record. The transcript is spliced from 5 exons. Gene Ontology annotation, cellular component: extracellular region. Lineage: Eukaryota; Metazoa; Chordata; Actinopteri; Cypriniformes; Cyprinidae.